This is a messenger RNA of Heterostelium album PN500, 576 nucleotides long. RefSeq lists its product as uncharacterized. The record is from RefSeq and is a predicted model, not a curated record. The coding region runs from base 1 to 576 and encodes 191 amino acids. The transcript is spliced from 3 exons. NCBI's taxonomy places the organism in Eukaryota, Evosea, Eumycetozoa, Acytosteliales, Acytosteliaceae.
AUGUCUCAACUAACAACAACGACAACAACUUCUUCUACCUCUUCAACACACCAAAUCACAGUUAACUCAACCAAAGAGCAAGUAAGAGAUUGGAUUAACUCACUUGACCUUAACAACAAUAGCAUUGGCAAUACUUUGUUCGAAGCCGGAAUUGCUGGCAGACACCUCUUUGAUCUUACAAGAGAGAUACUAUUGGAAAAACCAUGCUCAUUUAGAUUAUCCGAUGCUAUGGACCUUCUUGCAGCGAUUGCCACACAACGACCUCAACAACAACAACAACAAAUAGAAUACUAUUUGUUACAGCUCUCCUUUUUUUUAAGUUUUUUAUGUUUAAAGUUUGCAGCCACUUUAACUAGAUUAUUUUUGACGCCCCUUAAGGGAGUUCUUGUUACUAACAACUGUCCCGGUAACAUUUUGACAGAGUCCAAGUUUGACAAACUGAUUGAUGCUUUCCAAGCUCUCUUAGACAAACAAGUCAAGAUGAUGGAUGAUCUCAAAGCUAUCGUAGAGAAUAACAAUAUGGUUUUGCAAAAAUUAUAUAUCUAUCCAACCUUUAAAUCUUUAUGUAGUAUUUGA